AUGGCAUCACGCAUUAUGAUGGAGCGUGCCCUGAGCGAAAACAAAGCACUUCUGGAAUGUGAUGAAGGCGAUGACGACUACUGCUUUGGUUCGGACGAUGGCUAUGAUGACGAGGAAGAUGACGAAGGAGAGAGUGUUGUCGGUGACAAUGAGCGUGAUGGUCCCAAAAAUCCACCAGAGCUCUCCUCAUCCUCCGCCGCUGACACGGAUCUGCCGCGGUCAACCUCAGGAAAAGCGAUACAGUACUCCGAUUCUGCGGCAUCUCCGCGGAAAUCUCUACUCGAGGAGGAACUUCCAGCGCCAGCUGCUGCUGGUGAAACUGCAUCCCACCGUCCUCCUCCUCCCUCGCCCUACCUGUCGAGUCAAUGA
Molecule: messenger RNA, 369 nt
Organism: Spirometra erinaceieuropaei
Lineage: Eukaryota; Metazoa; Platyhelminthes; Cestoda; Diphyllobothriidea; Diphyllobothriidae
Source: the annotation of a GenBank genome assembly